AAAAAUGUCAAACAGCAACAAAAGUAAUUUUAAUCCUGUCUAACAAUUUGACAGUUGUCAUACAGAAUAUAAAAUGAAAGUGCGAAGGUCAAACUAUCACCGUGAAAGAUAUUUAAGGCAGUUUUUUGCCACGCCUCCAAACCGCCAUUGGUGUUUUGACUACAUUCGUAGUCAAGAAAUCCUAGUGAAUACAAAAAGUGGUGGGGUGAGAACAUUUGAAAAGCAAUUUGGUACACGUAUCUCCCGGUUGACUAAACGCCUCAAAGAUAGAGAGCGCUUGCGUCGCGCGAAAAUCAAAAACGAUAAUAUGGUCAUUGAUCAGAUUGCUGCAUGUCCCAGCUCGGAAAUCUCUGAAUUGGGUUCUGUGUAUGAGUAUUAUGAUGUCGAACAGGAGAAUUUACGUACAGGGGUGCAGAUGGUUCGUGAUGUGGAGUCGGAUUUUGAUCUGCGUGUACAGGCAAAGAUUUGGCGUUUUUUCAAACCGAAAAAUAUUGGUAAAAGGAAAGUCGUGCGCAUUAUAGGUGUUUGGGAGGUUAUGUACGAGGAGCAUAUGUUGCAGAAGUUAAAAGUGUGGUAUACAAGGAAGGAACUGCGGAAAUCUCAUGAAGCGAAGUUUACUCAUAGAUGUAAAGAGUUUUUUCGGAAAGCAAUGAUGCAUGGGAGGAGUAAUAUUGUCUUGACCAAAACAGAAUUUUAUCUAUGUUUACUUUUGUAUGAGUUUAACAUGUCACAGUUGGUUAGUUUUGGUCACGCCUUCAAUAUAGGUGGUAUUGGUGCUGCUGUAGUAAUUUACUUCCUGGUCUCCACCCUGGUCCAAAUGCCUUUCAACAUGUGGAUAAUCUCAAUGGUAUCCUAUUCAGGUUCACUAUCACUCCGCCUAUUUUCCGACUGCACGCCCCUUGUAUCCGCCAUUCGAUACCCCAUAUUCCUUGCGUUUGUAAUCGCUGAAUCACGACGCUUAAUCAAUUUUGAAGCGGUGGUCAAAUUUCUGUACCUCACUCUUGUAAAAAACACCGUCUGGCAGAACUGCACCUUCCCGUCGGCUAACGAAUACUGUGUUCCCUUCCACACUCAAUCUGAACACAACGUGCGCUGUUCUGAGCCGCGCACGCGCGAUGCAAACUAUGAGUUUUUCUCGACGCAGUUCUUCGUGCAGUACGACGUGUUUCACGUGGGUAAUGUAGGCAAUGAAAUCAAGGAAGAUGUGAAAUACUGGGGUGAUCCAGCUGGGAAAUAUUAUGGUCCUGCGCUUGGUAUUUUCAGUUUUAUUAUUGCAUCGAAUGGGAUUGGUAUGUUGAAGAAAAUCACGAUUAAAGCACAGAUUAUGGUGAUAUUCCUCGCUGGUAUUUGUGUGCUUACUGUUACCAUUAAUCGAUUGCAAUCGUUGGAUAGAUUUGUGUGGAAUUAUACCGCUAUCACCGUCAAGUUUGUGGUGAAUUUUAUUUCGUUGAGUCUGCAAACAAAUAGUCUGCCAAUUUUGAUGUGGUUGGCUUCAAUGAAACCGCCGGAUUUGAAUCCUGCCACUUGCAGUGUGGUGCAUCAAGCUAUCAAGUUUUCUGUGUUAAUGAUUAUGAGCAUGACUUAUUCUGCGUUGGCAUUUGAUAUUGCAAGCAGGUAUAAUAUGGCAAAUAUUGAAUGUUUUACACUUGAAGGUUAUGACAUCGUCUUCACAAUGGUACCGGACUUCUUCUCGACAUUUCGCUUUUCUGCAAUUUGGCAAAUGACCUGGCUCGUUUGUAUGGUGCUAAUUUCCGUAAUAUACUCAGUAUAUAUGAUCCUAGCCGCAUCAGACUCCCUCAUUCAAAUAAUCCCUAAUGGAAAUUCAUACGCCACGCUUUUCAUGUUUCUAGUCACACUGACUGUAAUCGGUUUCCGGCUCAUCAAUUGUUUUCCCUACGUGUAUCAAACGCUAAUGGCGUUUGAACUGCGUGGCUUAAACUACAUCAAUAAUUUCAAUUUCGGUGUGGUUGUCAUUUGUAUUUACUUCAUAUAUAAACCAUUUCGAUUGAGUCAUGAAUACGAAGUGGUUUUCGGGAGUAAACCGGCCAAGUUUUGGAUUAUUACAUGGCAUUAUAUGAUAUUUGUUGCGAUGUUUGUGCUAAUUUUGACCGCCAUUGAUUUAGUGGCGCUGGAGACUCACAUUAUUGCACAGUACAUCAUAGCAGGUAUUUUUAUACUGUGUGCAUUAUGGUUAUUAUUUCUUAAUUGCAUUAAAUUGGCAUACAGGGGAAUAAAAAACAAGAAUUUAAGUGAUUUAUGUUUUCCAACUCGUCGAUGGGGACCAACCACCCAAGACCAACGUGAACACCAACGCCGCCUGGAACGAAAGAAACACCUACAGAUCCGCUACGACUGCCGUCACAAAUGCUUCAUCAAAGCCAAACAAUUCCAAACAAUGCUUGAGCGUCAAAACGUUCGCUUAAAAAAAGUCGAACAACUGAAAUCAUCCGGUGCAUACGCCUGGUACAUCAAAGAAACCGUCCUCAAAGAAGAAACAGUGCAAUUCUUCAAUACCAGCAUCACCGAAGAAUAUUAAUUAAUUAUACAUACACAUUUACAUGGUUUUCUAUUUAUUUAAUAAUAAUAUACACAUCUAACAUAUU
Messenger RNA from Dalotia coriaria, 2603 nucleotides. RefSeq lists its product as uncharacterized. Gene Ontology annotation, cellular component: membrane. The record is from RefSeq and is a predicted model, not a curated record. The coding region runs from base 74 to 2536 and encodes 820 amino acids. Lineage: Eukaryota; Metazoa; Arthropoda; Insecta; Coleoptera; Staphylinidae. The transcript is spliced from 7 exons.